Pungitius pungitius (ninespine stickleback) is the source of this 1453-nucleotide messenger RNA. Its product is annotated as CMRF35-like molecule 8. The record is from RefSeq and is a predicted model, not a curated record. Gene Ontology annotation, molecular function: transmembrane signaling receptor activity. Lineage: Eukaryota; Metazoa; Chordata; Actinopteri; Perciformes; Gasterosteidae. Bases 12 to 977 code for a protein of 321 amino acids. Gene Ontology annotation, cellular component: plasma membrane. The transcript has 5 exons.
GUGUUGUGCAGAUGAAGUCUCUGUACAUAAAUGGUCGUGUUGGUCAAAGUGUGACAAUCAGCUGCUCAGACUGGAACGUUCGGACUGAUGUAACAAAGAAUGUCAAGUACUUUUGUUCCAGUCCAUGCACGGAGGACCAACACAUCAUCAUCAAAGCAGAAUAUGGAAAAUUUCAAACAAAAAAUGGAAUAAAGUUACAUAACAAAGGAAAAACCUUGUUGGUGACCUUCAAAAGUCUCCAAAAGUCAGACUCCAAAACAUACUACUGUGGAGUGGAUAGAUAUUUGAUAGCAGACGCAUAUAUAAUGGUGAUUCUUAUUGUCAUGGAUGCUCUGCCCUCCAGUCCCAGAAUGACUCCAAAAACUAUCAUUAAUGUUCCCACCUCCUCAUUUGCAGUCACAACGAGCUCCACGAUGUCUUCUAACAGCUCAGAUGUUUUUACUGAUACGUCUACGUCACACACCACCCUCAAUAUAACUACACCUGCUGCACCAGCACAAGGAUAUGUUAGCUCUGUUCUAUAUUUGGUUGUAGGUGUUCUUGUUGUAAUAAUCAUACUGAUGGUCUCACUCAAGCUCAUGAACAUGAUGAUGAAACGGCGAUCGAAAGUUGUGUCAGGUGCUGAUACCGUGAACACAGAACCACAACAGGACGCUGAAUAUGAAGAAAUAAGACUUGAGGACCAGACCGACCCAGAUGCUCUCUAUUGUAAUCAUUCCUACCACCAAGUCAAUGAUUUACUAGUUAAGAGGCCUAAAGAACAUUCAGACGUUCUUUAUUUAAAUCAAGCUGCCAGCUUCAUGGACAGUUCAAAGGGGGCGUUUAGAAAGAGCGCGCGCACAUUUGACUUUGUGUACUCUGUUGUUCAAAGUCCCAAAGAGCAAAUGAAUCCCUCUGUGCAAAGUGAAAGAAAAGAACCUGAGAUCAACCAAGAGGACUCUCUCUACUCCCUGGCUCAGUUACCACGGGCAACCUGAGGGAGGCUGCUGUGGUCCAAAUGGAUACAAAUUAGCUUUCUUGAUCAUUCUUUAAUGGGAAUGUAGUGUGUAUAUAAAGUUACAUAAUAAAAUAUCCAAAGACAACUUAAGAAGAGCAAAUGUAGUGUAGAGUCUACUUGCUGUGAGAUGUGUCACUCGUACACAUACACACACUCACACACACAUUAGAUACAUCCUGCAUAGCUGUAAAUAGCUGUGCUGCAUCAGCCUUUGCCACCAUGAUUCAAGUGUUAAAUUAAUGCUGCUUCUGCAUCUGAACAGUCUGAAGACUUACUUCGUCAAGCCCACCUCAUGAAGCCAAAGGCUGUUUGUAGUAUCACAACAGCACAUUUAAAUAUGUUUAUUUUAUUAUUUGUAUCAAGCACUCGCAGCGCUUUUGCUUUUUAAUACCAGAUCAUUUAAAUCUAUAGUAUCCACCUACAUAGUUUUAUUUCACUGAAGGAUGACUGGUGAUU